Pipistrellus kuhlii (Kuhl's pipistrelle) is the source of this 2913-nucleotide messenger RNA. RefSeq names its product repulsive guidance molecule BMP co-receptor a (gene RGMA). Gene Ontology annotation, cellular component: plasma membrane. Gene Ontology annotation, molecular function: coreceptor activity. The transcript is spliced from 4 exons. The record is from RefSeq and is a predicted model, not a curated record. Gene Ontology annotation, biological process: BMP signaling pathway. The coding region runs from base 245 to 1645 and encodes 466 amino acids. Lineage: Eukaryota; Metazoa; Chordata; Mammalia; Chiroptera; Vespertilionidae.
GGCGGCUGGCCGGGCGGAGGGCGGGGGCGGCCCGGAGCCAUCCAUCGCCGCGGCAGGCAGUCCUCUCCCUCCCUCCGGAGCGCGGGCUGCGCCGCCCGAGCCGCGGGGCGAGGACGCACUGGCCGCGGCGCCCGGGCAUGCAGCCCCGGAGCGGGCGGCGCACCCCGGGCCGCCGCUGAGCCCCAGGCGCCUCCCGCCCGCCGCCCUCCGCGCCCCGGGGCGCCCCGGCACCCCCGCUCCGCCCAUGCGGCCGCCAAGGGAGAGGCUAGUGGUCACAGGCCGAGCUGGAUGGAUGGGUAUGGGGAGAGGGGCAGCACCGUCAUCAUCAGCCCUGGGAUUCUGGCCGACCCUCGCCUUCCUCCUCUGCAGCUUCCCCGCAGCCGCCUCCCCCUGCAAGAUCCUCAAGUGCAACUCUGACUUCUGGAGCGCCACGGCGGGCGGCCCCUCGCCGGCCUCCUCGGACGACCCGGCGCCCGAGUUCUGCGCGGCCCUGCGCACCUACGCGCUGUGCACGCGGCGCACGGCGCGCACCUGCCGCGGCGACCUGGCCUACCACUCGGCCGUCCAUGGCAUCGAGGACCUCAUGGGCCAGCACAACUGCUCCCGGGAGGGCCCCACGGCGCCGCCGCGCCCGCGCACGCCGCCCGCGCCGCCGCCCGCCGCGCCCGCGGGGCCCGGGGACAGCCAGGAGCGCGCCGACAGCCCCGAGGUGUGCCACUACGAGCAGCGCAGCGGCCCCCGGCGCGCCAACUACACGCACUGCGGCCUGUUCGGGGACCCGCACCUGCGCACCUUCACCGACCGCUUCCAGACCUGCAAGGUGCAGGGCGCCUGGCCGCUCAUCGACAACAACUACCUGAACGUGCAGGUCACCAACACGCCCGUGCUGCCCGGCUCGGCCGCCACCGCCACCAGCAAGCUCACCAUCAUCUUCAAGAACUUCCCGGAGUGCGUGGACCAGAAGGUGUACCAGGCGGAGAUGGACGAGCUGCCGGCCGCCUUCGCCGACGGCUCCCGCAACGGCGGCGACCAGCACGGCGCCAACAGCCUGCGCAUCACCGAGAAGGUGUCGGGCCGCCACGUGGAGAUCCAGGCGCGCUACAUCGGCACCACCAUCGUGGUGCGCCAGGUGGGCCGCUACCUCACCUUCGCCGUGCGCAUGCCCGAGGAGGUGGUGCGCGCCGAGGAGGAGCAGGGCGGCGGCCAGGGCCUCUACCUCUGCCUGCGCGGCUGCCCCCGGAGCCAGCAGAUCGACGUCCAGCCCCUCGGGGGGCCGCCGGGGGCCGCGGCCGGCUCUGCGCCUGCGCCUGCCGCUGCCGCAGCCCCAGACACCUUCCCCUACGAGACGGCCGCGGCCAAGUGCAAGGAGCGGCUGCCGGUGGAGGACCUGUACUACCAGGCCUGCGUCUUCGACCUGCUCACCACGGGCGACGCCAACUUCACGCUGGCCGCCUACUACGCGCUGGAGGACGUCAAGAUGCUGCACUCGGACAAGGACAAGCUGCAUCUGUACGACAGGACGCAGGAGGCCCCCGGCCGGGCGGCCGCGGCCAUGGGGCCGAUCCCGGCCUCCCGGCUGCUCCUGGGAGGCCUCCUGCUCCUGGGCCUGCUGCUCCCCGUGCUCCCCGGGGCCCCGGCUGCCUAGGAGGAGGGAGAGCCAGGCCCCUGCAGGAGGGCCGGGCUUCCCCCCGCCCCCCCCAACCCCCGGUCGCCUGGCCGGUGAGCGUGGGGCGCUGACUCGGGCUGCUGCUGCUGCUGCUGCUGCUGGGGCUGGGGCUGGGGCUGGGGCUGGGGCUUGGGGGGCCCCCUCGCCCUCCCAACGGGCUGUGGUGGCCCGCUGGUGCUGGACAGUGCGGCUGAGUGAUAGGAGGAGCCGCCCCCCCCUGCCCUGCCCGCCCCACCACGGACACGGGGGAGGUCACGGCAGCGCCCCGCGAUGCACUGAACGCCCCGCGAUUGCUGCACGCACACUCACACGAGCACACUCGCGCACACUGAGCCGGCCGGGCCCACAGGCAGGGGGCCGCUCCCCCACCUUUCCCCCGGGGUCCCCGGGGUCCCCCCGCCCCCCCCGGACGGUGCGUGUUGGCACGUGCUCAGAGCGAUGCCACUCACGGGCUUGGAUGCCCUUAUCUGGUCCCUCCCCCCUCCCUGUGUCCCUCUCCCCCACCCCACCCCCCCCACUGUGCUUAGGAAGUCGAGUUGAGUUUCUAAACGUCCACACACACACAGAACUAACUACCCUUUGACUAAUGAUCCUUCCCGCCCAGCAGGUGGCAGGGGGCUGGGGGCGCGGGGCCCCUGGGGGGGACGGGGCCGGCUGGCCUGCCCUGACCCUCUGCCCGCCGCUCCCCUCUCCUCCGUCCACCCCGGUCUGCAUCCCGCACCCGGGGCCCUUCCCCUGAGCCUCUGGGCCACACAGCCUGGGAGACCUCCGGCUGGGAGCCCAGACCGGUUCUCCCCUCUGCUGCUGCUCCAGGGACCCCCGCCCGCCCGCCCGACCGCCCGUCCGUCCUCCGGGCUCCUCUGGCCAAGGUGCUGCCGGGCCCCGGGGGCGGGAAGGGGGGUAUCCUGCCAGGCGCCCCGCGGCCCCCCCGCCCGCCCCCUGCUGUCCCGGGACCUCUCAUACACUGGUCCAGGAGGCUGCGGACCCGUCCCGCCUCCCCCUCCGAGGUCCCCUCUCUGCCAACCCCCCUCCCCCCCCCCCCCGGCGGGCGGGCAGGGGGGCAGGAGGCCCCGCUGGCCCUCACACAGCCCCUGCGCUGGAAGGAAGAAGUGAAGCACUUUAUUUUGGGUUGUGUUUGCUCUCGCGUUCUGCUUGGAAGCGGGGACACCCAUUCCCCCCCCACCCACCCACCCACCCACCCACCUCCUCGCCGUGUCCCCGUGUCCGCGGCCUGUACAUACUGUAAA